GUCACUUACUUAGCGGAUCUUUCUUCCUGUGGAACACCAUGCCGGCCAAGCCAGCACCUAUUAAAAAAGGAGUCAAGGCGGUGAAAAAGGAGGAGCCAGCACCGCCUCCCGUACCCGAACCUGCACCCGAGGCUCCACCCGCCGAGCCCGCACCUCCAGCUGAACCCGCUCCGGCACCCGAGGCUCCUCCAGCUGAGGAGCCCAAGGAAGUUCCACCUGUUGAGGAGGUCAAAGCUCCUACACCCCCUCCUCCUGCAGAGCCCACCAGUGAGCCACAGGAACUGGUUGUGGAAGAUGUCAACGAUACUUCAGUCACUAUCACGUGGAGCCCUCCUGCCACCAUUGGGCUUGCUGGCUUGGAUGGAUACACUGUGGAAUGCAGCAAAGAAGGAACUGGUGAUUGGAAGGCUGUGAAUGAGGAGCUGACUAAAUCCUGCCGAUAUGUCAUUAAGAACCAGACUACAGGAGACCGUCUCAACAUCAGGGUUGUGGCUGUGAACGCUGGUGGCCGAAGCAACCCCGCAACUUUACCUGAUGUUGUCCUGAUCAGAGAAGUUGUCGAUCGUCCCAAGAUCCGCCUGCCACGCUUCCUGAGGCAGCGUUAUGUGGUAAAAGUUGGACAAAAGAUCAAUCUUGUCAUCCCCUUCAGUGGCAAACCCCAGCCUGCAAUCAGCUGGACAAAGGACGGAGAGCCCAUCGACACCAAGAAAGUAAACAUCCGCAACAGUGACAAGGACAGCAUCUUUUUUAUCCGUGCCUCCGAAAGAGCUGACUCCGGUGUCUAUGAGAUGUGUGUGAAAGUGGACAGCUUUGAAGACAAAGCCCAGCUGACUCUGCAGAUUAUCGAACUACCAGGUCCACCAGCAACUGUAAAGAUUGUGGAUUCCUGGGGUUUCAAUGUGGCUUUGGAAUGGACCGAGCCAAGGGAUAACGGAAACACAACUAUCACUGGAUACACAGUCCAGAAGGCUGAUAAAAAGACUGGGGACUGGUUCACAGUGCUGGAACACUAUCACAGGCUGAAUGCCACCAUCUCAGAUCUGAUCAUGGGAAAUACUUACAGUUUCAGGGUCUUCACUGAAAAUAAAUGUGGAAUCAGCAACGAUGCCACCAUUACAAAAGCUAGUGCCACAAUACAGAAGACAGGCAUUGAGUAUAAGCCACCAGAGUACAAGGAACAUAACUUCAGUGAGGCCCCCAAGUUCACCACUUCUAUGUCAGAUCGCAGCACCACUGUGGGCUACUCCACCAAGCUGCUCUGCUCUGUCAGAGGAUUCCCCAGGCCCAAGAUCCAGUGGAUGAAAAACCAAAUGAUCAUUGGCGAUGACCCCAAGUACAGGCAGAUUAACAACCAGGGUAUUUGCUCUCUGGAGAUCCGCAAGCCCGGUAACUUUGACGGUGGUGUGUACACCUGCAAAGCCAUCAAUGACCAUGGACAGGCUAUUGUCACCUGCAAGCUGGAGGUCAAACAGGCGGUUGUUCCAGAUGCUGACAAGAAAUAAGGUGUAAAGCCACUUUCAUGUAGGAUUUUGAAGACACGGGUUGCUGAUGAACUGUACAUAUAAUGGAAAAAUAAAACAAUUUUUAGAAUUUUAUCAUCUUUUUCCUGUGUAACACUUCAACUUACAAUUAAAGCACACCUAAUGUAUAAGUAUACCAUCGACUGUCGUCAGAUGAUCUAUUUAUUUGUUUCUUAUGUGUAUUUCUUCCAAUGUCUGGACUAUCCUUAUAUUUGAAGGCUGAUCACAUUGUCACCAGUUCUAUAUGAUCAUCUGCAAAAACAUGGGAAAAUUUUCAAUGUUUGUUAAAAUAAAUGAAUGACUUUGA
Messenger RNA from Trichomycterus rosablanca, 1827 nucleotides. RefSeq names its product myosin binding protein Hb (gene mybphb). Gene Ontology annotation, molecular function: protein binding. The transcript is spliced from 12 exons. The coding region runs from base 39 to 1502 and encodes 487 amino acids. NCBI's taxonomy places the organism in Eukaryota, Metazoa, Chordata, Actinopteri, Siluriformes, Trichomycteridae. The record is from RefSeq and is a predicted model, not a curated record.